UGUCCCUUGUAUAUGAAACAUGCUAAAUGACCUUCCUUUCGCUUUGCAGGGGUGUUGAUCUAUCACUGAUGGGAUCUUACAGACUUCUGUUGCCUCAUGGUCUUUAAUGCCUCCAUGGAGAUCAUCCAGGCCUCCCAGGUUUCCUUGCUACCCCAGGAAGCCUCUACGGCUACCUGGAGCAACAACUCUGUCCCCGCCCUCCACCACUUCCUGCUUCUCUCCAAUUCCUCUGAAUCUCUUCUCAGCUUCACCCAGACCGACAACUCUUUCCUUUUGAACAGCACCUGUCAGAACUGCAGCAAACCCGACCUAUCUCUCCCUGGUUUGGCGGGAAUCUUCAUCCCUCUUAUCUACGGACUAGUGUGUGUUGUUGGUCUGCUUGGCAACACUCUGGUCAUCCACGUUAUUGUCAACCACACCAAGAAUGAGUCCGUCACCAACAUCUACAUCCUCAAUUUAGCCAUUGCAGAUGAGCUGUUUAUGCUCAGCCUGCCCUUCCUGGCGGUGCAGAACGCUCUGCUCUCUUGGCCCUUCGGCUCUCUAAUGUGCCGCGUUGUCAUGACAGUAGACGCCAUCAACCAGUUCACCAGCAUUUUCUGCCUGACUGUGAUGUCUGUAGACCGCUACCUGGCCGUGGUGCACCCCAUUCGUUCGUCCUGGUGGCGGCGCCCCCGACUGGCCAAGGCUAUCAGCGCUACAGUUUGGGCCGGGUCGUUUGUGGUGGUGCUGCCGGUGGUGGUGUUUGCAGAUGUAUUGAAAGAAUAUGGGAACUGCACCAUAGUGUGGCCUGAGCCAGCAGCGGUGUGGAAGACGUCUUUCAUCGUCUAUACGUGCACUGUGGGCUUCUUCUGCCCCCUGCUGGUCAUCUGCUUGUGCUACCUGCUGAUCGUCAUCAAGGUACGCAGUGUUGGAAAACGUGCCCAGGCCACUUCCUCUCGGCGCAGGAAGUCGGAGCGUAAAAUCACCAGGAUGGUUGUUGUGGUGGUGGUGGUGUUCGUCCUGUGCUGGCUACCGUUCUACGCCCUCAACAUCGCCAAUCUCCUGAUGGUCCUGCCGGGAGACUUCAGGGGGCUUUAUUUUUUUGUAGUGGUGCUGUCAUAUGCCAACAGCUGUGCCAAUCCCAUCUUGUACGGAUUCCUCUCCGACAAUUUCAAGAGAGGCUUCAGGAAGGCCCUGUGCCGUACUUCACGCAGGGUGAAGAACAAUGACAAGGUCGGCACUGAGUUGCAGCGACCCACCGAGGAGUGGGGCGGCAUCGUGCUCCAAACGCAAAGAAUCGAAGGAGCCACCAAUAUGCAGAGUAAAGACUGCGACUGCAGCGACAAAGAAGAAGAGGAGGAAAUCAACAGAGCAGAGGGAAGCAUACAGAUGAGUGACGUACUGAGAAUUUCACAAAAUGGUAACGUGACGGAGGACAGCAGGACGCAGGCCGUGCAGAGGGCGAAGCGUGAGCCGGAGAACUCAGGACACGGAGAACAGGUCCGCAAAGGUCCAGGCUUUGAUCCGGCUGAGGGAGUGUCGUCUUUGGCCAGUAGGAGUGGAAACAGCAGAUCUCGACCUGAAGCAUACAUGGAUGAAAACUCAGCGCUUGAAAUCAGCUAUUUGUAA
This is a messenger RNA of Scomber japonicus (chub mackerel), 1608 nucleotides long. It is a transcript of the gene sst3b, whose product is annotated as somatostatin receptor type 5. Gene Ontology annotation, cellular component: membrane; neuron projection. Bases 97 to 1608 code for a protein of 503 amino acids. Gene Ontology annotation, molecular function: somatostatin receptor activity; neuropeptide binding. NCBI's taxonomy places the organism in Eukaryota, Metazoa, Chordata, Actinopteri, Scombriformes, Scombridae. Gene Ontology annotation, biological process: neuropeptide signaling pathway. The transcript is spliced from 2 exons. The record is from RefSeq and is a predicted model, not a curated record.